Molecule: messenger RNA, 981 nt
Organism: Aspergillus puulaauensis
Lineage: Eukaryota; Fungi; Ascomycota; Eurotiomycetes; Eurotiales; Aspergillaceae
Product: deubiquitinase OTU2
Exons: 1
Coding region: 1-981 (326 amino acids)
Biological process (GO): protein deubiquitination
Molecular function (GO): cysteine-type deubiquitinase activity
Source: RefSeq, a predicted model, not a curated record
AUGGAGGAACUCCAAUCCCGACACCGCAAAGAACAAAAAGACCUGCAAGCACGUAUCACGCAGAAAAAGAAAUCAGCAACUAAAAAGACCCGCCGGGGAAUUAACGAUGAGUGCGAUCGGAUGCAAAGCGAGCUCUCUGAGCGCCAUCAAACCGAGAUCGCCGAAUCGAACGGUGAGACGACCGAACCACCUGCCGAUGAUCUAGAAGAUCUCAGCAUUAACGACGAUGCGGGAACGAAUGGGGAAUCAAAGGAUGCAGAGCCAGAAACCGUACAGAAUGGUGAUGUCCCAGAAUCGGAAUCGUCAGGAUCAUCAACCCCAGCGGCAGGCCGUGGGAAGAAACCGAACCGCCAGAAAGCGCGUCUCGCUCGACGCGCAGCAGAACAGGCUGCGCAGGCUGCACGAGCUGAAGAAGAAGCCUCGAAGCAAACGAAUCACCGAGGGAACGAGAAGGAGGUCAUGGAUGGCGUGUUCAAGAAGUUAAAAUUGAAGGAGGUGGAUAUAAACCCAGACGGACAUUGUCUCUUCUCUGCGGUUGCAACUCAAUUAGACGAAAUGGGGCUGGGCCUCAGGCCGGAUCCAGAGAGAAUUGUCCUUCAGUCCACGACGCAGACUCGGGUGGAUACGGUUGCAUCGCCCAAGCAUGAUGGUUAUAGGGCGGUUCGGGCAGUGACGGCGGAUUUCAUUACAGAAAAUAAGGACGACUUUGAGCCGUUCAUGGAGGAGCCUCUAGAGCAGUAUACAAGGAAGAUCAAGCUGACUGCUGAAUGGGGAGGGCAGUUGGAGCUUCAGGCCAUUGCGCGGGCGUAUGGUGUGGACAUUAACGUCAUACAAGGCGAUGGGAGGAUUGAGAAGAUCGAGUCUGGUGAUACGGAUACUGUCACUGAUGAGGAAGAGCAAAGGAAAAGAGUGAUCUGGCUGGCGUAUUACAGACAUACAUAUGGACUUGGAGAGCAUUAUAAUGCCUUAACGAAGGCUUAA